Messenger RNA from Adineta ricciae, 762 nucleotides. Lineage: Eukaryota; Metazoa; Rotifera; Eurotatoria; Adinetida; Adinetidae. The record is from the annotation of a GenBank genome assembly.
AUGAACGAAACCAAAAAUCAAGCUACGGAACAAAUACCACAGCAAUUACAACGCGAAGUAUUGAAAAAGAAAAAGAAGAAAAGUCGUGGACAUCGACGAUUACAACGUUUUCAUCGGAAAUUGCGUGAACAAUGUAUACAAUUAUCUAUCAACGAAGAGCUAUCAGCAGCUAAUGUAAAUAUGAAACCAAAAGAGUCAACAAUUACUAAAUCAAUCGUUGAUGGAACAACCUUAUCAAUGGAAAUAUUAUUAUCAUAUUGGUUCGACAAGGAAUAUUUGGCAUGGUCGUCAAAAUCUCUUAUUGAACAACGUUUGAAACAAAUUCAAAAACAUAUGGAAACAACAAAAAGUGCGAUUGAACAAUUUGAACAUGAUAUUUUAUUGAAGUGUGACAAUACUGAUGAUUGUAUAUAUGCAAUGAAGGAGUUAUAUUUAAUUCUGAGUCAAUUAGUACAGGAGAAGCAGCAAAUUAUCUUAGCAAGACGUAUAUGGAAAGCUGCAAAAGAACAAUUGAUAGUUAAACAAGAGAUUGCUUUGCUACAAUAUCGGCUUCUAUCAACAUCAUUCCAAUAUAAAUCAGUAUCUAAUUUAGUUCAUGAAAUGAUCGACAAUAUCGGUACUAAUAUAAAAACUUUGAAUGAAACUGUGGAAAUGUCUUCAUCCAAUGACUGUUUAUCAAAUGAAAUCGAGAGAUUGAAAUCAUCGAAGAACGAUAUUAUUUAUCAUGCAAUUUUAACUCUUGACAAAAAAUUGGAAAUUUGA